UCAAGUAUUAUUAUUAAUAGCAAACUGGCAACAGCAACCAUAGAUUGAGCCAAAUCUCUCACUAGUUCCUAAGAUAAUACGAACUGCCAAUGGUUAAGCUCCAAAAAUGUUAGGUCAUGCUCACAUGUAAAGCGCCCGUGAAGGAAUCCAGUCACCAUUUUGCACCACCUUUUACAGUAAGCAUCAUGUGCCACCAAUACAUUAACAUUAAAUUGUGGCUAUAUAUACAUGCAUACAUGACACUGCACACAUCACCAGCAAAGAUCAUAACACAGUCACAGUCACCAAUGGCCUCGUCCCUUAGAGCUCAUGUUCUUGCUGUUCUUGUACUAGUAUCAGUAGGUGUUGCAAUGGGUAGGCCAAUGAGAAGCAAUUUGGGUCUGGGUUUAGGCCUUAGUGCUAAUGGUGGCUUGGGCAUAGGACUUGAUCUUGGGCUAGGUGGAUCCGGUUCAGCCUCUAAUUCAGGUGAGGGGUCAGGUUAUAGUGCCUGGUCUGGUCAAAAUGGCGGUUCUCAUACUGCAUAUGGUAGUGGUUCGGGCACAGGCAAUGGGUUCGGGUAUGGCUCUAGCUCUAGUAACGGGGGAUCGGCUUCUGGUUGUGGUUCGGGUACAUCAUCUUGUCCAGGUUCGAGUUCUGGCUCAGGAUCUGUAGGGUUGGGCACAUCGAUAAAUGCUGGUGUUGGUGUCGGCUCAAAUGGUGGGACGAAAGGUGGUUCCGACUGUAACACGGGUACCGGAUCAAGCCAAGGUUCUAGAAUUGGCUCGGGCUAUGGGUCUGGGUCAAGUCAAGGUUCACGUGGCCAUCAGUCUUAUGGUGUUGUCUCGGGUUCGGGUGUAUCAUCUGGGAUCGGUAGUGGGUCCGGUAACAUUGGGAAAAAUGGUGCGUGCUCAUCUUGUGGUUCUGGCUCCGAUGUUGUGGAUGGUUCCUCGUCGAAUUCGAAUUCGGGUUCUGCUUCAAGCUCCAACUCCAUUGGAGGGUCAGGGUCAAAUGCCGGUUCCUACUCAAAUUCCGGAGCUGGUUCUGGGUCAAGCAUAGGCUCGGGAUUUGAUGCAUCCGGCUCCGGUUCAGUUUCCAUGUCUGGGUCAAGUUCAAGUUCAUCUGCUGGCUCAUCAGGUGCAGGUGCAUUCGGUGCCUCAGGAAGUGGCUCGAGUUCUAACUCCGGCUCAAUGUCUGGUGCAAACUCGGGCACCGAUGCAAUCGGUGCAUCAAGCAGUGGAUCAAACUCCAUGUCCGGUUCAGGGUCAAGCUCAAGCUCCAACUCCGGCACCGUGUCGGGUGCCAAUUCAGGUGCUGAUUCAAGCUCUGAUGCAUUUGGUGCCUCGGGAAGUGGAUCAAACUCCAUGUCGGGUUCAGGGUCAAGCUCAAACUCCAACUCUGCAUCCGGCUCAAGCUCAGGAUCUACCGGGUCUAAUUCUGGCGCGAGUGCUUGGUCCGGCUCGGGCUCAAACUCGGGCACUCUCUCCGGAGCUGGAUCGUCCAGUUGGUCCACCUCUACAUCUGGGUCAAACUCAGGCUCAUGGUUCGGGCCUGGACAAGGGCUUGGUCCUGGGACACGGCCGGGCUCCGGUACGGGCGUUGGAGGAGCGUUUGGAUCGGGUUACGGGUUCGGGGGUGGGUCUGGUAACGGACAUGCCGGUUGGGGCAAGCACCAUUAAGACACCGGUUAUUGUCUUAAAAGGAGACACUGCUCUUAGUUGAGCCAAAAUUUCCCCUUUCCAAGUUGUGUUUAUGUAAACAUGCGCGCACCAGCAGUUCUUAUUUUUUAAUA
Lolium perenne is the source of this 1768-nucleotide messenger RNA. RefSeq lists its product as uncharacterized. The record is from RefSeq and is a predicted model, not a curated record. NCBI's taxonomy places the organism in Eukaryota, Viridiplantae, Streptophyta, Magnoliopsida, Poales, Poaceae.